AUUUAUAUUAAUAUAGAAUGAUUUCAUUUGAUCAGAUAUUAGAAGAGAAGAUAGGGUCAGGAAUUUAUUAACUUAGAACAGUUAGUAUAAUUGGAUUGAUUGAAUUUUGUGAUGGUAUAGAAUACGUUUUUAUGUCAAUUUUGAUGGCAAUAUUAUAAAAGGAAUGGUAAUUAUCAUAAACACAAGUUGCAACAUUAGGAUCAUCAUUUCUGGCAGGUGUAGUGAUAGGAAAUUGUAUUUGUGCUUAUAUUACUGAUAAAAUUGGUCGUAAAACGUCAUUUUCAAUAUUUGCAGGACUAUCAGUGAUAUUAGUAUAUUAUACAAGUUUUGCAGAGUCUUAUAAUGAAAUAGUAAUAUUAAGAUUACUAUUUGGAAUAGUAUUUGGUACAACAAGUCCCUUAGGUUAUGUUUUUAUAACUGAAGUAGCUGUGGCCAAAUAUAGAGGAAGAUUUGCAUUUUCAUUGACUUUAAUGUAUGUUGCAGGAAAAGCAUAUUUAGUAUUUUUAUGUUUUUUCUUUCUUGAAGAUUAUACAACAGGUAAUUGGAGAGGAUUAAUAAGAUUUAAUGGUAUACCUGUUUUACUAUGUUUUAUAUUAUCAAUAAUAUAUUUGAAAGAAACCAUCAGAUAUUAUUUAAAUAAAGGUUUGUACACUGUUGCUUUUUAAGAGAUUGAAGAAGUACAAAAAGAAAAUAAUAAUAAUUAAGAACGUUUGAAUGAAAAUGAAAAGGAUGGGUUAAUAAAUUGGUAGAUUAGAUAAAACAAUAUGAUGAUAAGAGAUAACUAAAAAGAAAAGAGUGGAGUAUUAUCAAAAUAACAUAUCAGAAUUACACUUUAAUUAUGGAGUUUGUUAAUAUUAGCAAAUUUUUAAAAUCUUAGUAUAUAUUUAUUGAUGCCAUUUUUAUUUGCAUAAUAGAAUUCAGGAUUUGAACAUAUGUUAUAUUUAUUUUUGAUUGAAUUUGUAUUUGCAUUUGUGAUCUAUUUAUUUAUAGAUGAUCCAAAAUAUGGAGGUAGAGUAAAUAUAAUAAUUUAUGCUUCAAUAUUAUUAGUAAUAACAAAUUUAUUACUUUAUAUUUAUCAGGCAUCUAUUUUAUUUGUUGGAAUGCUUUUAAUAAAGAUAGCAACUAGAGGGAUGUUUUCAACUUUAUUUAUUAUUUGUUGUGAAAGUUAUCCACUUCAUUUAAGAUCAAGAGGAAGUGGAUUAGCUAUGGCAAUAGGAAAAGUAGUUUCAAUCCCUUCUCCUUAUGUUCUUUUCCCUCUUUUUACUAUAGAUCCUUAUCUGCCAUUUUUAAUAUUGAGUAUAUUAGGAAUACUUAUGAUUGGAUUAUCAAUAACAUAUCCAUCUGAUCGUACAUAGAAACAUUUAGAAAUUUAUAGCGACGAUUAAAAAGAAGAAUGAUUAAUAAAUGUAUUUAUGUUUAAUA
Messenger RNA from Paramecium sonneborni, 1422 nucleotides. The record is from the annotation of a GenBank genome assembly. Lineage: Eukaryota; Ciliophora; Oligohymenophorea; Peniculida; Parameciidae.